AUGCAAAAAGAUAGACGACGCUCGAGUGAUUCGCGAACAAAUGGCUUCCAAGCUACGGAAACUGCAACAACCAAUGGUCGAUGGAAGCGAAUCAGGAAGGCUUGUGUAUCUGGUCAACUAACUGGCAUCAGCUAUGUGGCAUCCCCUUCAGGACGGAAACGUCGAAACGCUUUGGCCGAUACGAGUGCUGUUUCAACAACGAACAAUGAAAAAAGCCAGAAACAGCAAUUUCUACAAUUAGUUGAACGUAUACGUGAACUCGAACAUGAAAUUGCUCCAGAAUUACAUUUAUAUCAAGGAUCAUUAUCGCAUGGCUCGAAUCGAUCACCGUUUUCAUCUGUACCUACACCAACUUCUGCAACAACAGCAGCAUCUUAUCCUUCAUUCAGUACAUUGCUACAACAGUCAAGUGCUUCAACAUCAUCGUCAUCUCGAAAUGUUUUAUCACCACGAAUGAUUGAAAAAGCGCAUCAGAUUCCUGAACGAUUUUGGAUGGAUUGGUACGAGAAGCAAAUGCAAGAGAAAAUUGCUGACCUUGAAUAUAUCCGCGAAAAUUUAGGCUGUAGUCCUCAUUCGUCGCUGCUUUCGGAGUCAAUUAAUGAAGAUAAUUAUACUGAUCAGCAGCAGAGCGAUAGAAAACGAAAAAGCAUUCUAUUUCUUCAUGAAGCACAACGAUUAGCAAACAAACGACGAAAUUUACUAGGAGGUUCAAAUACAGUCGUAGAAAAAAAUUGCACAGUAGCGGAGAAUGGUGUAAUGAUAAAUAAUGAAUUUUCUCCCAUAAAAGAACGAUGUUUAAAUAAUAUAGACAAAUUAUUAGUAGAAGGAGAUUCAAUCCAUAUGACAGUGGAUAACGAUGAUGAAUUUUGUUUUGAGCACCGGUCAGAUACAUCAUCCGAAAUUUCAUCAGAAGAAGAUGAUGAACAAGCUCUCGACGAAGAUGAUACAUUAUCAGCGAACGUCAUCCCAGAAGAAAAACGCAUAGAUUUGGAUGCAGAUCAAUUAGUAGAGCAAGAGCCGUGUUCGUCAAAUGUUGAUACUUGUCUCAAUAAACCAAAUGCAAUCGAACAUGUGUCAUUAGAUCGUUCACGUUUAUCGAUUUCCUUACCAUUCACAUACACGGAAUGUCGGUCAAAGUUGCCAAACUCUGCAAAAAAACAUCGACAAAUAGUCAAAAACUGUACAACAAUUGAUCAUCCGACUUAUUUAGAAAACGUGUCAGAAUGCAGUGAAUCAUCUACACAAGAGAAAUUGUCGAGAGAUAUUUCUAUCCCUGAAGAUAAUAGAUCAGAUUCUAGUACAGACGAUAUUGCUGAAAUUAAAAAUAAUUUGGAUAUAAUGAGUAUAUCUUUACAAGGAAAAAUGCAGCGUGGUUUAGAAACGCUUUAUACAAAAUCGGUUUUGAACACAACAGUUGAGUUUGGCAAAUCACAGCUUUCAAAUACGACUGAGAGUCGAGACAAACCGAAUGAUAAUAAACAAUUUCUGUACGUGGAUAUUACUCAAUUUCUAGACAAAACUUCUCAUGUCACAAAUCAUCAAGUUUAUGAGCUGAUCACAGAACGAAAAUCUAUUUCAUCUGCUUCGGCACUGGAAAAGUCAACGCUCACUAAUGACAACAGCAUUGAUCGUCUUGGUCGAUCAAACGAAAGAAAAAGCUCAUCUAUGAUUAUACCACAAGAACGUUUAGUUGAUGUGGCUCAGGAUACCUCAACGAUACCAUCCGUGAUUGUUUCAAAAUGUUCUUCUCCUUCUUGUGAACAAAUUUGUUUGGAUCGUUCUUUGAAUAAUUUAUGUACAAAUUCUUCAAACACAGACGAUUGUUCAGAUAUUAACAUUGAACUAGACCAAAACUCGACAGUGACAACGACUAGUUGUCAGACUGACUUAUUAUCUUGUUGUCAUUUAUUGCAAACAUUAUUUCCACCACUAAACUAUAUUCAAAGUCAUUAUCAAAAAUCAACGUUCAUUAUUUAUUCACAUCGAGCACACACAUGUGAUCAUCAUCGGCAUAAAACACGCAAGGUUUUAAUAAAAACGCAACAAAAAGCACCAUUAUCGCUGGCAUACAUCGUUUAUUAUAUUACUGAAAAAGAAGCAUCAGGAACAGAAGAAGAAACGAAAAAAAAACCUGGAGCAACAGAACACAGUCACCAUUUGGAAAAUACUAAAUAUAGAAAUAAAAAUUAUUAUGAAAUCAAUGAUGUUGAAAUAUAUCGACAACCGCAACAAGCAUAUGAUAGAAAUAUUAUUUCUCCUUUUAUAAAACAACGGUCACAACUAUCAUUUCAACUCUGUAAGAAGAAAAAUGCUGAAACAACAACAGCAAGAACGUAUUCCAAUGUUAAGACACAAAUACAGGCCGCUGAACAAAUCAACGUAAAAUGUAAAGAACGAAAUUUUACUAAAAAUCGAACAACGAAUCUGAAAAUGGACACCGAUGAAACACAGAAUCGUUUAGCAGAACAUGUUUUGUCGUCAAAUCGUAAAACAAAAUUGAAACGAUUUCGCGUUUGUUUGCGUCGUCGUGCAACAAGAAGAUUUCAUAAAAGAAGAAAUAUUUCUACUUCAGAAGAAUCUCUGACUACUGAAAAUAAUGAAAUUCAUCAGUUAACCAAUCUUAUUGAAAGUCAAAUAAGCAUGAGAAAUGCUAAACACAGAAAACGACAUAUUAUAGUAAUCAAUUAUAAACCGGUAUUUUUUAAUACACCAGAAGGAUCGAAAAAAGAUCAAAAAUUAUCCCAAUCCCUGCCAACUAAAUUAUUUCAGACUGAAGUCAAUGAAUUGAAACGCUCAAGUACGUUGCCUUCAGUGACACUACCGCGUAGCGGUAUAGUAUCUCCAACGGAUGAAGAUUUAUCAUCGGAGAUCAAAAAUCCUCCAAAACGUCGACGAAGUCGAACAGGUCUCACCACAAGUUCAGAUACAUCAUUACAACAACAAUCUCAUUCCUUUGAUCUUCCAGAUGUAGAUGAUCCACGCCUCUUUAUCGAUAUGAUAUAUACACAAAUAUUUGAUGAGACUGGUAAACUUCGACAAGAAGUUGUGCAGGAACCAGAGGAAGUGAUUGAUUACGUAAGACAAUGUGUUGAUGGUUAUAGACGAAACUCAAUGAAACGAGAUUCAAUCACGUCGUUUUGCUCAAAUAAAUCGACAACAUCAUCUUACAGAAAACAUUCAUUAUUACGACGAUCAAAAAAUAAAGAAUAUGUUACGUGGAGUGAAGAAGAAGAACAACAACAACAAACACCUUUACAAAAUAGAUUAGCAUCAAAUUCAAGAAGAAACUCUUCAUUGUCCAAACGAUUUAGUAUUAAAUUUGAUGAUGGACAAUUUCUACCAUCAGUAGAUAGUUAUAAACAACAACACCAAAGUCUUUUUAAUCAACAACGAAAUAGCAAUGCACAAGGUACCCGCUGUUCAAUGGAUGACACAGACAAUGAUGAAGACACAUUUUUCGAUUUGCAUAAUCAAAGCGUUGCAUCUGAUCUCAAAUUGAAAUCAAUUCGUACGAAUUAUCCUCAAUUCAAUGAUUCUGGUUAUCAAUCGUUUGAACGCUCACCAAGAUCCUUCUUCGAUGGUAAUUCCAAUCGAACACCUGAUAAAAUCGAAAAUCUAUAUUUAGAAAGUAAUCGUCAACAUCGCCUAUCUAAAUCAAAAUCCGAUGGAAGUUUGGCUAUUCCAUUUAAGCAAGAUGCAAAACAUGAUUUAUGUUCAAAUUGCAGCGCAAUGACUUACAAGAAAACGAACGAUGAUAAAAAUCACUUAUCAUCUCCACAGGUAAUCAUGAUGUCACCAGUUACUGCUUUACGACAUCGUUUACCAACAAUGGCAACAAUAAUGAGAUAUAUUUCUUACAUAAUCAUAUCGAAACAUGUGAUGCUUUUACCACUGUUGUUAUUCAUGAUAAGACAACGAAAUUCUGAUCAGUGA
Molecule: messenger RNA, 3933 nt
Organism: Didymodactylos carnosus
Lineage: Eukaryota; Metazoa; Rotifera; Eurotatoria; Philodinida; Philodinidae
Source: the annotation of a GenBank genome assembly